Messenger RNA from Histoplasma capsulatum G186AR, 1689 nucleotides. Its product is annotated as phosphotransferase enzyme family protein. The transcript is spliced from 4 exons. The record is from RefSeq and is a predicted model, not a curated record. Lineage: Eukaryota; Fungi; Ascomycota; Eurotiomycetes; Onygenales; Ajellomycetaceae. Bases 1 to 1689 code for a protein of 562 amino acids. Gene Ontology annotation, cellular component: mitochondrion.
AUGCGAAAUCACAUCUCCUCCCUUUUACGAAAGAUCGGUGCUCCCGGGAAACAGAUGAGACUGAGACGGAAUAUACAGAUAUCUUGUCGUGGCAAACUCAUCAGCGUCGAUAAACUCUUUGAUUAUACGAAUGGGAAUUUCCUUGUUAAUGAGAAUUUCCAAUUUGAACAGCGUUAUGUGAAGUUCGACCUGGAUGCUCUCUGCGAUGUCGCUGCCGCGGCAGGCGGCGAAGCAUCCCCCAUCAAGGCAAUUGAAAAGAUGGAAGGAGGUUUCAGCAAAGCCCUGCUGAUGAAGAAAGAAAACGGGAUGGAGAUUAUUGCAAAAAUCCCGUGUCGCAACUCUGGACCAGCAGUGUACACUACCGAAUCAGAGGUAGCUGUCUUGAAAUACGUGAUCCAACACACGAAUGUUCCAGUCCCAGAGGUCUACGCGUGGUCCUCCGAUCCCACAAACCCAGUGGGUGUGGAAUAUAUUAUUAUGGGAAGGGCGCCUGGAGUUCCUGUUUUCAAGAUAUGGGGCGAGAUGUCUCAGCCCAGAAAACUGGAGCUCAUUAAGCAGCUUACUAAGUUUGAACAUGAACUUGCCUCGAUCCAGCUCCCCGCGUAUGGCAGCCUCUAUCUCCGGGCUUUCUCUAGAGAUAUUCCAGGAUACAAGUUGCUUGGCUCGGAUGCCGACCCCUCAGCAUCAUACUGCGUGGGCCGCUCAGGAGACAGAUCAUUCAUCACGCAUGGCUGUCAGGAAUGGGACGGCUCCAAAUUAGAUCCCGGACCAUUCCCAGGGACUACAUUAUCCGCAUACGGUAUUGCAAUUGCAAAGCGGGAGAUGUUUCGUAUUUCAGGAGGUUCAUCACCGCACCCGGAGACCUUCUACCAGGGCAGUUUUUUGGAGCAGACUAACCUUCUGGAAAGCGCCAUACGCCUCCUAAGGUUACUGGAUUCGCAUCCUAUUCUCGCACAAUCCGCUACGCCGGUCAUUUGGCAUACAGACCUUCAUAUGGGAAACAUUUAUGUGUCCCCUGAUGAACCAUCACAAAUUCUUUCGCUCAUUGACUGGCAAUCAGUAUCAAUCCUUCCACUAUUUCUACAAGCACGAUGGCCUAUUUUCCUCGAGCCACCACAAAAUUAUGCUCGAGGAUUUCAAAAACCGGAGCUUCCUGACGAUUUCGACAGGCUGGAUCGGGAGGAGCAGCAGUUGGCAAGGUAUGAGCAGCAACAAGCUGUAGCUGCAAAGGCAUAUGAAGUGUCAAACUACCUCGAGAAUAGAUCGGCCUAUACAGCGAUGAAUCUUCCACGCGUUUUCCGGGAACUGUUCAAACGUUGCGGUGAAAUUUCCGAAGUUGGGGUUAUCCCUCUUCGAGCAUGUCUUAUAGAGAUAUUCACGAACUGGUUUGAAUUGGGAUUCACUGGCGAUUGCCCUUACUCUUUUAGCCAAGAGGAGAUAGACGAUCAUAAUUCCCAGUUCAGGGAGUAUGAGGAUUGGCACAAGGUACAUGAGUUAGCGAGGAAAUGCUUGGAUACUGAUGAAGAUGGAUGGAUACCUCCCGAUAUGGAUAUCACGGAGAAACGUCAGCAAAACCAAGAACUAUUGAACAUGUUCAUCAACCAGAUGGCAGCCGAAAAAUCCCCAGAAGAAGCGAGACGGAUGUGGCCUUUCGUUGAAAAUUGCCACUUCACCAAGAAGAGUCACUAG